Aspergillus campestris IBT 28561 is the source of this 675-nucleotide messenger RNA. Its product is annotated as glycoside hydrolase family 11 protein. Gene Ontology annotation, molecular function: hydrolase activity, hydrolyzing O-glycosyl compounds. Gene Ontology annotation, biological process: xylan catabolic process. The record is from RefSeq and is a predicted model, not a curated record. Lineage: Eukaryota; Fungi; Ascomycota; Eurotiomycetes; Eurotiales; Aspergillaceae. The transcript has 2 exons. Bases 1 to 675 code for a protein of 224 amino acids.
AUGGUUUCCCUGAUCUCAAUUAUCCUCGCAGUCUUCGCUGCCGUCGGAGCUCUCGCAGCACCGGUGGAAGCCCCCGAGUCGUCCCUCAACGAGACGUUCUCCGUGCAGUCCACCCCCAGCUCGACCGGCUGGAACAACGGCUACUACUACUCCUUCUGGACCGACGGCGGCGGCGACGUAACCUACACCAACGGCGCUGGAGGUCAGUACAGCGUAAAUUGGAGGAACGUCGGCAAUUUCGUCGGCGGCAAGGGCUGGAACCCAGGUAGUACCAGAACAAUCAACUAUGGAGGCAGCUUUAGCCCCAGCGGCAAUGGCUACCUCGCCGUCUACGGGUGGACGACCUCCCCCCUGAUCGAGUACUACGUCGUCGAGUCAUACGGCAACUACAACCCCGGCAGCGGCGGCACCUACCGCGGCACGGUGAACAGCGACGGCGGUACUUACGAUAUCUACACGUCGACCCGCUACAAUGCGCCGUCCAUCAUUGGCACCGCGACCUUUGAGCAGUUCUGGUCGGUGCGCAAGUCCAAGCGCACGGGGGGCAGCGUCACCAUGGGGAAUCACUUCAAUGCGUGGGCGGGUCUGGGACUGAGGUUGGGGACUCAUAAUUAUCAGAUUGUGGCCACGGAGGGCUAUCAGAGCAGUGGCUCUUCGUCUAUUACUGUUUAUUAG